AUGGCCAGAGUCGCCUUUGCCUCAUCGCCGCCGCUAAUCUCAGUUCGUACUCUCCGUCAACGUUUCUCAGUUUUCGCCGCCGUGAAUCCCGAAAUGCCUCUUCACCACAGCUCUCUCGAAGUUCUCGGCGGAGGAACCGAUCGUUUCUUACCGGCUCUAAAGGAAUCACUCGCUAAACCCUACGAUGCGUUUCCUCUAAUCGGAUUUAACCGCCACGUGGAGACAAUCUACGCCGCUUUCUUCCGCUCUGUACCUUCCGUCAGACUCCGCCGCGAAUGUCUCCGGACGAAAGACGACGGUUCUGUUGCUCUCGAUUGGGUCGCCGGAGACGAUGGUUACCUUCCUCCUGAAUCUCCGAUCCUAAUCUUGUUGCCAGGUUUAACCGGAGGAAGCCAAGAUUCGUAUGUGAGACAUAUGUUGUUAAGAGCACGAAGUAAGAACUGGCGUUGUGUUGUGUUCAAUAGCCGAGGAUGUGGAGAUAGUCCUGUUACUACUCCUCAGUUCUACUCGGCUUCGUUUUUAGGAGACAUUAGUGAAGUGAUUGCUCAUGUUGGUGAUAGAUUCCCAAAUGCUAAUUUGUAUGCAGCUGGAUGGUCUCUUGGAGGCAACAUUCUUGUUAACUAUUUGGGUCAGGAGUCUUGUAACUGCCCUCUUUCUGCUGCUGUUUCGUUGUGUAAUCCUUUCGAUUUGGUCAUAGCGGAUGAAGAUUUUCACAAGGGUUUUAACAAUGUUUAUGACAAGGCAUUGUCGAGAUCUCUUUGUAGAAUAUUUAGCAAACAUUCUCUUCUAUUUGAAGAUAUAGGAGGUGAAUUUAACAUUCACAUGGCUGCAAAUGCUGAGACGGUUAGGGAUUUUGAUGAAGGCUUAACUCGGGUCUCAUUCGGUUUCAAAACAGUGGAUGAGUACUAUUCCAAGUCGAGCAGCUCCAAAUGUAUAAAACAUGUUCGUACACCCUUGCUUUGCAUUCAGGCAGCGAAUGACCCGAUUGCUCCUGAUAGAGGGAUCCCUCGCGAUGAUAUCAAGUGUCAGGCAAACCCAAACUGCAUGUUGAUAGUAACACCAAGAGGAGGGCACUUGGGGUGGGUGGCAGGAUCAGAAGCUCCAAGCGGAGCUCCUUGGACUGACCCGGUGGUUAUGGAGUUUCUGCAGCAUGUAGAGAGUUGUGUAACCAUUAAUGGAGAGAGAUUCUUGGAGGAUGUUCAUCAAAUUCAAGUAUAG
Molecule: messenger RNA, 1218 nt
Organism: Arabis nemorensis
Lineage: Eukaryota; Viridiplantae; Streptophyta; Magnoliopsida; Brassicales; Brassicaceae
Source: the annotation of a GenBank genome assembly